This is a messenger RNA of Drosophila arizonae, 1646 nucleotides long. RefSeq lists its product as uncharacterized. Lineage: Eukaryota; Metazoa; Arthropoda; Insecta; Diptera; Drosophilidae. The record is from RefSeq and is a predicted model, not a curated record.
CUGCUGUUGGCCAUUGUUGCUGCACGAUUUGGCAGCUCAACGCGGCGCUCAACGCUCGCAUUGGCCUUUGAGGAGUCCAGGCAGCAGGACGCUCCAGACAAUAGAUACAACAGUUAUUACAGCAGCAACGAGAACGAUUAUGGCAGCAUUGAUGGCAUCGCAGACAAUGACAACGAAGCAACAGCCAAAUGGCAGCAAAAACUAUAUGGAAAUUCCCAAGAGCAACUGCAACACGAGCAACAAUUUGCUGAUGAUCCUGAGGCAGCUCGCAAUGACUUUCUCUCGCAAUUGUCUGACUUAAAUGCGGCUGUGAAAGGUGCAGGCAUGUUUGCUGCCCAGCACAGCAGCAAUAGCAACAGCAACAACAACAACGACAACAACAACGACAACGACAACAUCAACAACGAUAACAAUGUGUGGCAAGCCGCAGCUGAAUUUGAAAGAGGCGAAACGCAUUUGCCACAGAAGCGACGCAGUCAUGGCAGCUAUAUGAACAGGUAUGCAGCAGAAGCGGCAGGAGUAGCGGGAGGAGCAGCAGCAGCAGUCGGUCAACCGGAGCGCUACGAAAUGCCCAGCGAGACGUCCGACGACGAUGUGGACAUUGAGGGCGAGGAGGACUACGCUGUGGGCGCAAUGGAUGCAGAUGAGCUGAGCGACCAGCUGCCCUAUGGCAUACAGAAUGUGCGCAAGCGGCGCGUGCGCAGCGUGCUGCAGCACCCACUGGCCGCACAGCAGCAGCCCCUCAGCGAGGGUGUCACCUAUCAAUCGCUGUGCCCCACGAAGCGUGUGACUGUGAAGCUGGACAAUGGCGAAUAUCGGCCCAAUCACUAUGUCGAGGUGACCUGUGCCAACAACUAUGCUCCGCUGCCUGCCCGCCUGAACGAGCGAACGGGCAUAAAGGGUGAGAUCUGUUCGGCAAUUGGCUUAUCGUGCAUUCAACUGAAUCGCACCAUACACCUGAUACGCCUCAAUGAGGGCAGCGGCUGCUGGGAGUCGGAGACGCGAACUGUGCCCUCGGGCUGUGAGUGCAUGUGGCCGAAGCAUAGCAAUGGCGACAUUGCCUAUCACCAGGCACAGAAACGUAUCGGGACUACGGCCAGGAAAUUUAAGGAACACAUCGCAGCUGGCAAUAUUGACUACAAGCCGGGCACGGGCUAUCGCCAGCUCACGCUGCGCACCCGGAAACCCAAAGCCGGAAUAAAAACAGGGGUCCGCGCCACUAGACGCAAUCGACGUGAAGAUCUCUUGGACUACGAGAACUAUGAAUUGAUAUAAAUGGAAUGACAUGGCGAGGGCGAGCCACGUGCCAAGCACAACGGGCAGCGCAUCACAAACGAAAUUUAUGGAUCAUUUAGCAACUAAGUUGAAGGUGUACAUUAACAUACUAAUUUGUUCUUGCUGUGGUUUUAGCCGUAAUACACUCUUUAUUCAUAUUGUAAUUGUAAAAACAAAACAAAAAAAAUCAAAAAAAAAAAAAAAAAAACACUAUAUGGUAUACUUAAGUAUAAUAAUGAAUUAAACAAUGGAGCAACCAAAGACACGGGCGAUAAAUCAAUGGGCUUAAACACGUUUGCAAAUCUAUAUUGAUGUCUUUAUAAUUGAACUUUUGCAUUUUUAUUUCAACCAAUUUGAAUUCAUAAUCCCAU